AAUUCAGUCAUGCCCUGCAGGAAAGAAAUGCACUAAUGGACAAUGUAAAGGUACAUCUCAGAGAAACAUGAAGCCCUUAGGAGCUGCCGUCCUUUUGCUAGCUGUUGUGAACCAGGCUUGGGGUAAUGGCACCACAACUACAACUCUCACUACAUCCAACGUUACUCAUCUUACAUCACUGCAAGGUACCACUGUUACAGUUAUACCAACAAUCAACAGAUCAACGACCUCUAGCACAUCGUUAAAAGAAAUUACAUCUCGUCCUUCUCGUGGGACAACAACCCUUACCCAAACAUUUUCCACAACUGAAGGCGGUAAUCACCCAACAAAUUUUACCAAUCUCAAUGUAACAGCGACAAGUUUUGUCACUCAACCUACUGGCAACAAAACUCUUCCAACAACUGUCAACACUACAGUGUCAAUCUCAACAGAUGCAACCAGACAUGUUUCAUCAACCUUAUCUUCUGGUAGUUUUUCUAAGACACAGUCUGCAGUGACCCGGCCUUCAAGCACAGACUUAGCGACACAAAGCACAAUUGAGUCAGAGCGUGGUGAUAGUGGGAAAACAGACCCUUCAUUUAAUCCUGAAAAAGAACUCAAACCAGAGGAAUCGCCAACUUUAAAUCGCAAGGGACUAUUGAUAGGAGUGGGAUGUGUUGUGGCUGUAAUCAUUUUUGUCGUCUUGAUAUUUCUUUACAAGAUAUGUCAGAAAAAGCCCCAAGAGCCAGAGAACACUGGGGCUAAAGUAGCUACCCAAAAUAAGGAGAGUGUUAAACUACUUUCUGUUAAAACAUCAGCUGCUGAUUCUGAUUUGAAAGGAACAAAUUCACCUCAUCACACAGACUAUAUCGUUGAAUUCUGAAAAACAAACCUCCAGAUAUUAAGACCUUCUCAACAGGGGUUGACGUUUAUCUGCAACUCAUACCUCACCUCAUUCAGCCCCAAAUAUUGUCCUCUAUUCUGCCUAGUUUGAUUGGACUUGAGGAUCCGUGUCGAAAUGAUACCUGGAUUCCCUACAUUCCAUGUCCAAUACACCUCUCUAUGUGUCUGCCAAAAGCAUCACAGUGAAAAUAUAGAAACCCUGAUCGACUCUCUUAGUUGCAGUUUCCAAUAAACAUUUCAUCUUCAUGUUUUAUUACCCUCCAUUUUAUUAUAUUUCAACAACAUAUUAAGGCUAGCUAUACAACAUAAUUGGGGAUACGUAUAUGCCUUUUUAAUAAGUUUUUUAUAGUUGUAAAUCACUUAGUACUAAAUUCAGCCCAAAGCAUUUUAAUAGAGUUGGAUGAUACUGGAUAAAAUACAUUACCAAAAUGAAAAAUACUCAGAGUGCUACAUCCUAGGAGUGCAGUUGUCGAGGAAGAA
This is a messenger RNA of Spea bombifrons (plains spadefoot toad), 1362 nucleotides long. It is a transcript of the gene EMCN, whose product is annotated as endomucin. The transcript is spliced from 12 exons. NCBI's taxonomy places the organism in Eukaryota, Metazoa, Chordata, Amphibia, Anura, Pelobatidae. The record is from RefSeq and is a predicted model, not a curated record. Bases 68 to 862 code for a protein of 264 amino acids.